Rhizophagus irregularis DAOM 181602=DAOM 197198 is the source of this 1077-nucleotide messenger RNA. RefSeq lists its product as uncharacterized. The record is from RefSeq and is a predicted model, not a curated record. Lineage: Eukaryota; Fungi; Glomeromycota; Glomeromycetes; Glomerales; Glomeraceae.
AUGUCUACCAUGCCUGAAAGUGCUAAUUUAAUGCCAUUUGUCUGUAAAUGGUCAUAUUACCAUUCAGAACCACAACAAUUUGAAACCCAGGAGGAACUUAUAAAUCACAUCGAUAAACACGACAUCAAUUCAUGCAACAGAACAUUAAGAAACCCAAUUUAUAUAUGUCCGUGGAAAGGUUGCAAUAAGCAUAAAAGCAGUAUUAUUAAAUUAGAAGAACAUUUACAUAGACACAUUCGACAAAGACCAUUCAAGUGCCCAAUUUGCACUUGCUUGCGAUUUUGUUCUCUUGAUGCGCUAAACCAUCAUUUGAUUAUCAAUCAUAAUGAUAGCAUUGUGAACUUUGACACCGAUGCUGAUACAAGUGAUGAAAAUGAAGAAUUGAAUUUAGCACAAAUCAAAGACAAAAUCGAUAUUCAUGUGAAAAAAAAAGGUGAAACUACCACUUAUAUUAAAGGAAAAGACAAUAAAAAUGAAAUCAUACCAAUGGAUAAUACCGCAAAAUUAUCUUAUCGUGAUGUUCUUGUUAAAGCACAAGCCAAAAACAAAAUCGAUAUUCAUUUGAAGAAAGAAGAUAAAGCUACCAAAGGAAACAAUAAAAAUGAAAUCAUACCAAUAGAUAAUACCGCAAAAUUAUCUUAUUGUGAUGUUCUUGUUAAAGUUAAAGACAAAAUCAAUAUUCAUGUGAAGAAAGAAGAUGAACCUACCACUUAUAUUAAAGGAAAAUACAAUAAAAAUGAAAUUAUACCAAUGGAUAAUACUGCAAAAUUAUCUGAAAAUAAAAAUAUGGAAGAUAAGGAUUAUAUGGAUUUUAUAGAUAGAAAUAAUAAACAUCAGCAAACUGUGCAGGAAUUAUUGUUUAAGGCAAUGGAAGCUAUCUCAUUAUUACCAAGAAGUAUAGUCAAAUAUGAUUUAGAUAAUGAAAACUAUGAUGAUUUACCUGAUAUGCCACAAGAAGAUUUAACUGAGGAACAACAGGACCAACUUAUUUUGAAGUCAUUAUGUGAAGCCUACAAAGGUACAAAAGCUGGUGAAUAUUGUAGUAAAGCUUUUGAAAUGCUGAAAGAAGGAUGUUAA